UUGCAUGAUAUUUUUUUAGUAAUUGGUAUCUUAAUAGGUGAGGGAUGGACGUUUGAUGAUGCUAAAAAAUGGAAGUUCUCUGGCAAAACUAUCAUUCGUUCAGGCUCACUUAGUACCCUCUCUUGUCAGAACACUGUAAUUUGUAGCUUUACCUGUACUUCCGUUGAAGUUUGUUUGGAUACAUCAAUCAAAUGUUUUACAGAAGGGAACGAAACCUUCAAUGGAUUGGACUUUUUAGAUUUCCUUGUAGAAUUCCACUUACAUGAGGUCACUGUGCAACAGAGUGGCGGAUAUUACAUUCAAAUGUCUGCUUACAAUUCCGAAAACAUUGCAAUGAAUCUAAUGGCUCUAAAAGAAUCGCUACUAUGGAACAAGGUUAGCCCUUUCUUCAACAAAAUUUGGAGACAGGUUAUAAUUUUUGGCAGAAAUGGUGGUGUUCAAAGACUGGGAUUGUCAAAAUUAAAUUUAUAUCAAAUUAUCACGUUAUUGUCUGAACAGGAAGAGCAGGCAGACUUUGUAUGGUUCGACGAUGACAUGAUCACCACCGAUGUGUUACAACGAUUAAAAACUUUAAGCCGAAUUGAUACUGUAAUAGCAGCAUUUUUGUACGCGAAUGUCCAGGACAAUAUCGACUUUAUAGAGCAGUUAAACCAGCAUAACGUUUCUUAUGAAAAACUCCUAAUUUUUUUGCCUUUGCUCAGUUUUGGAUCUGGAAGUGCAGAAAAGCUUUUACUUAGCAAGAAAUUACCGUAUGAUAAAAUUGUGAUUAUAACAGACAGAAUAAAUGAUGAAGAAAGAACCACCAACGGUUGGAUGGACAGUGGAACUGCUGAAAAUGAGCUUCUCCGAAGUGAAGGAAUGUGGUUGUAUUUAAAACUGGUCAAUGAAAUCUAUGGUGCUUUUGGGGAGUUGAGAUGUGUCACUGCUCAAGAAGCAAUUCACUUCUUUUACAAUUCUAUCCAUAAUGGUCCAUUUAUAGAUAUCUGCAUCAGCAGGCAUGGGUUUCGUCUUCAGCCGUUUGUUGCUAAAAUUGUUCAGAAGUCAGGGAUGGAAGAUUAUUUGACAAUUCAACUGACAAGAAUUUGCAGUGGCUUUAUUUCUCCAAUUUGCAAUUUUAAGUUUGUUGUAAGCGACUUACUGCAUCAUUCAGUUUCAAAGCGGGGAGUUUCUGUAGUGAACUGCGAUCUAAAUCCUGAGCUUUGUGAUCAUGCCAAUCAGACAGAGGUUGUCAUUAUCAUUGCUGGGGUUAUGAUUGCUAUAGUUUUGAUCGUGGCAGGGCUUUUUCUUUAUCGGAAGUUAAAAAUUGGUGAGUCCUCCCAAAUGCCUUGGGCAGUACCAUUUAGCGUCUUAAAAAUUAUGGAUUUCGAUAUAGGAAUUUCAGUAAGUCUUUUCAAUGUUUUCUGACU
This is a messenger RNA of Enterobius vermicularis (human pinworm), 1406 nucleotides long. The record is from the annotation of a GenBank genome assembly. NCBI's taxonomy places the organism in Eukaryota, Metazoa, Nematoda, Chromadorea, Rhabditida, Oxyuridae.